Messenger RNA from Jatropha curcas, 1173 nucleotides. RefSeq names its product Acid phosphatase/vanadium-dependent haloperoxidase-related protein. Lineage: Eukaryota; Viridiplantae; Streptophyta; Magnoliopsida; Malpighiales; Euphorbiaceae. The record is from RefSeq and is a predicted model, not a curated record.
AUACUGUUUUAAGUUUUAACGGGUCAAUCUCGCGUAGCCUCUCGUUCCUUCUCAACACCUCUCCCUGAAAUGCAGACUGAAAUCAAGCGUACAAGUCUCUCCUCAUGGACUCUUUAACCCUUCGACCCACUUCUUUCAUUAAGAGAACUUCCUGUGUUAAUCCCUCUAAUUCCUGCACUAAACCUUUCUAUUCUAAACACUUCUCAUUCUUUAACUUGACUCGUUUUACCAAAUUUAGCGCUUCUCCAAUUUGUUUUUCUUGUACAACUCCUUCAAAUCCUCAAAACCCGAAAUCCACAUGGAAUAAUAAUACCUUUUCUUUGAACCCUUUAUUUGUUUUGGUCCCAAUAUUGCAACGAGUAAAGGGGGUUGCUUCUUCACAAACCAAGAAAUGGGUUUUUCGAUUACAAGCAUACACUGAGGAAUCGGAAAAGGCAAUGGUUGAUUACAGUGGCAAAUACUUGCAAAAUGGAGCAUUUGGAGUAGCUUUAUUGAGCAUUACAUCGAACGCUAAGGUUCGAAUUAGUCCUUUCGUUGCGACAUUGGCAGCAAACCCAACUUUUAUAUCGGGAUUUUUUGCGUGGUUUAUAGCCCAAGCAAUAAAAGUGAUUUUAAAUUUCUUUGUGGAGAGGAAAUGGGAUUUGAGACUACUUUUUGCCUCUGGAGGAAUGCCAUCUUCACAUUCGGCUUUAUGCACUGCUAUGACAACAUCAGUGGCGCUUUGUCAUGGGGUGGCUGAUUCGUUAUUUCCAGUUUGUUUGGGGUUUAGCCUUAUAGUUAUGUAUGAUGCAAUUGGUGUCAGGCGUCAUGCCGGGAUGCAUGCGGAGAUUCUCAAUAUGAUAGUUGAGGACCUGUUUCAAGGGCAUCCUAUCAGUCAAAGAAAGCUGAAGGAACUUCUCGGCCACACUCCAUCACAAGUCUUUGCAGGAGCAGUCGUUGGCAUUUUGGUCGCCUGUUAUUGUUGUCAGGGAUGCCUAAUUGCAACGUAAAUUUUCUUCUGUGUGCAAUUUUGGUUCAGCUUUGUGUAAAGGACACAGAGAUUCUGUUGUUUUUGCUGCCUUGGCUCAUUCUAUCAAGGCUCUCAGAGCUGUUGAUGUAUUUUACUGUAAUGCAGAAUAGCGGAAGCACAUUAUUUUUGAGGAAUAGAAAUGAAGUUUUUUAAUUUUUCCACCA